Pocillopora verrucosa is the source of this 2250-nucleotide messenger RNA. Lineage: Eukaryota; Metazoa; Cnidaria; Anthozoa; Scleractinia; Pocilloporidae. The record is from RefSeq and is a predicted model, not a curated record.
UUGUUAACGUGCUAUAAUGCGCUACAUGACUAAGGUAACUUACACUGCCCUCUUCGAGACCGUCUGAGAUACCGGUGUGGUUAUUAGACAUCUUCACGAAAGACUUUGAGAUUGAAACCCGGAAGUACAAGAAUAAACGAGCAUUUGCCUUGCCUUUGAAGAAUGGCACAGGAAGGGACCCCAGAUAAAAGUUCCGAUGCCUCCGCAACUGAAGUUAGUCAGAUCAUAUUUGGUGAAAAGAACUUGGAGUAUCAGAUCGAACAGUUUCUUAGCUCCGGUGGCCAGACUGUUAAUAUUCUACUGAGUGGCAAGACAGGAGUUGGCAAGUCACAUUUGACAAAUGCGCUCAUUGGAGAAAACCUUGCGGUAGAAGGAUAUGACAUCGACCCACAAACUGAUGACGUAACUGCUUACGAGGUUGUCAGAAACGGCGUAACUAUUACAGUGUUCGACACUCCAGGACUUGCAGACGCAACCGGCAGUGAUGAAGAAUACCUGCAGAAAAUCAAGGAGAAAGUAACCCACUUGGACUUGUUUCUAUUCUGCACUGAGAUGACCAGUAAGCGAUUUCGCACCGACGACUUGGAAACGAUGAAGAAGCUUACAGAAGCCUUGGGGGAGAAACUUUGGGAACAUGCUCUUGUGGUUUUAACCUUUGCAAACGAAGUUCCAUUAUCGCCAGCUAAGAAGAUGGUUGACGUACCUGAAGUAACCGUUUUCAAUAAUCGCUUUUUAGGUUUCAAGAAAGCGAUAAACAAACAUUUGGUUGCCAUAGGGGUACCAGAGAUAACCGUGACUAAUGUGCCAUUUACGCCAGCCGGAGAGUUGGAUGAUCCAAGACUUCCAGAUAGAGAAGACUGGUUGACAGCAUUUUGGAUCGCAGCUUUCAAACGUAUCAACAGGAACGCAAAAGCUGCUUUCCUAAUGGCAAAUGUCGAUCGCAUUUCACUUUCCUCCACCUCUGGUGAAGGAAACGAAGAAAGCAAAGUAAGGAAAGAUGGCAACGUUUGUCAAUCUUUAACCACCGAAGAAAGGAAUGCAAUCAAAGAAUCAGGAGGAAAAUUGAAAGAAAGUGGCUUUGACAAAAAAUUGAGCCGCUGUUUUGAGAAAAUUGAGAUGAAAACUAAAGAGGAGUGCCCCACAUCACCUGGCCAAGGCGCAAAGGUGUCAGGCCCCUCCAUCAAUGCGAACGAAACCUUCUCUGAAGAAAUCUUUAAGGAGAUAAUAAGCGAUGUAUCAGGGCAAUUCAUUGUCGAGCUAACCAGUACUAAGAAAACUAAGACUUCGGAUGAACCCGAUGAGGAGUGCCCCACAUCACCUGGCCAAGUUGCAAAGGUGUCAGUCCCCUUCAUCAGUAAGAACGAAACGUACUCUAAAGACGUCAAGAAGGAGAUGUUGGCCAAUGUAAAAGGGCAAUUCAUCGGUGAGCUGACCAGUGCUAAGAAGAAAACUGAGACGUCGGAUGAACCUGAAGACGAGUGCCCCACAUCACCUGGCCAAGAUGCAAAGGUGUCAGGCCCCUACAUCAAUAGGAACAAAACGUGCUCUAAAGACGUCAAGAAGGAGAUUUUGGCCGAUGUAACAGGGCAAUUCAUCGGUGAGCUGACCAGUGCUAAGAAGAAAACUGAGACGUCGGAUGAACCUGAAGACGAGUGCCCCACAUCACCUGGCCAAGUUGCAAAGGUGUCAGGCCCCUUCAUCAAUAGAAACGAAACGUGCUCUAAAGACGUCAAGAAGGAGAUGUUGGCCGAUGCAACAGGGAAUUUCCUCGGUGAGCUAACCACUGCCAAAUUUGGUGGAAAGUACGGAAUAUUCCUCCGCUUCCUUUUGAAGUAUCUUAAGAAGCGUUUCCCACUUUUCGUUUCAAAGCCUAGACUAGAAGGCAUGAAGAAAUGAUCACGUGGUGACCAAAUAGAGAGAAAGAGAGAAACUGUGUGCCUUUAAAAAUAUCAACCAGUUAGACUAUGAACAUAUAAUCUAUAAAUCAAAUUGGACUCUGUAUCCUCAAAAAGGUCAUGCCACGUUUCUGAAAUCAAACGAGCUAUUGGAAAAAGGUUCAAAUAGAUAGCAUAUUAUAUGUAGGCUCGUUAGAGGUCCAAGCGACUUUUUGUUUCAAGACAAGACGAGUUAAAGUUGCUGAGUACAAUGAAGUUAUUUGAUACAGAGGACCGAUUUAUAAAACUUUGAAAAAUGUAUUUUUUUUUUUUUUAAAUUCAUGUUAUUAGUAACACCAUCGGAAGAAAACGAUUA